Molecule: messenger RNA, 819 nt
Organism: Rhodamnia argentea
Lineage: Eukaryota; Viridiplantae; Streptophyta; Magnoliopsida; Myrtales; Myrtaceae
Product: CASP-like protein 1F2
Exons: 3
Coding region: 116-685 (189 amino acids)
Source: RefSeq, a predicted model, not a curated record
CUUUUGCACAACCAAAUCUACGAAGCCAUCUCGCUCGCUCUCUCUCUUUAAGUCGCCGUGAAAUCUACGGCCUGUGCUCUUUCCUUCGCUCUCCGACACUUUCCUCUUCACGAAGAUGGUGCCCGAGACAGCGAAAGAGCAAAACUCCUUCCCCGAGAAAUUCCUGGCCGUCUCCAGCAAGUCCCGCAAGAGGUUCCUGAUCGCGCAAGCCUCGCUCAGGGUCUCGGCCUUCGUCUCGGCGCUGAUCGCGCUCUCGGUGAUGCUCACGAGCAACGAGACCAUCGUCUUGUUCGGCAUCAAGUUCCGAGCUUACUACAGCUACGCUUCCGCUUUCAGGUUUUUGCUGGGUGCGGAUGCAGUAGUGUGUGGCUUCUCAUUGCUGUCGCUGAUUCUGCUUCGCCUCGUCAGUCGCUCAGGAUCGAAUCCCAGGAAUUGCUUCUUCCUGUUCUUGCACGAUUUGGCAAUGACGGUGCUGAUGAUAUCUGCAUGUGCGGCGGGGACCGCUAUCGGAUACGUGGGUCGUUACGGGGAGGAGAAAAUGGGUUGGGUUGCCCUUUGCAACAGAGUGACCAAGUUCUGCAACCAAGUGUUGGUCUCGGUUGUUUUCUCCUAUUUGGCCUUCUUCUGCUACCUGGCUAUUACCAUCAUAUCCGCCAGCAAGCUCCCGUCUCAUCCCCUUGAGUGACUUCAAAGAGUUUCGAUGUCGUUGCAGGUUUUGUCUGCCCUGUGUAGGCUUCUUCGACUAGAGAUCACAGUUUAGUUCGCCUUCUUUAGACGUGUAUAAAUAUUUUUGUUACUUGGAGAUGGAGGUGUUACCUA